This is a messenger RNA of Symbiodinium natans, 3975 nucleotides long. The record is from the annotation of a GenBank genome assembly. NCBI's taxonomy places the organism in Eukaryota, Dinophyceae, Suessiales, Symbiodiniaceae.
AUGGCGCGGACUUCGGAGAGGCGGCCUUCGCUGGAGCUGCCGCCGCGCCGGGGCGCCUGGGCAGAGGACGACCGGAGCGGCCGGCGGCCCGAGGAAACUGAGACCACGGAGGCCACGAUGGCUAAAGAGCCCGUGUCCCCAGUCGUGAAGGACGACCUAACUUCACAUGGCUCCGCCGAUGAGCAGACGGUUCCGGACGUGUUCAAAGAAAGGAGGGCAGCGCUGGAAGACGAGGCGCGGAAAGCCGAAGCCUACGAGGAGGCCCUCCGCGCGGAAGAGGAGCAGCUUGGGGCCAAGGCAGUGCAGGUGAUUAAGGCAAUGAAGAUGGACAUGCAGAGCUUGGACGCGCGCCGCCAGGUCAUGCACAGCUGGAUAUCAUGGUCAGGGUUCGACUCGGCCGUGGGCGUGGUGAUCAUCGCCAACGCCGCAACCAUCGGGCUGGAAACGCAUUAUGCCUCACUGGGCUGCACCUCCGGAUCUUGCCAGCCGAUUCCCACAUGGCUGGUGGUUGUGGACAAUGUCUUCUUCGCCGUGUAUGUCGUUGAGUUUGCUCUGCGGUUUUUCGUCUAUGGGCGGGCGGUCAUCAAGAGUAACUGGAUCAAGUUCGACAUCUUCCUCAUCGCCAGCUCCACGCUCGACUUGAUCUUGAGGCCCGUGCAGCUUGAGAGCGAGCUGCUGGAUCAGGUGAUGGUGGUGCGCAUGCUGCGCCUCGCGCGGCUGGCCCGAGCCGUACGCCUGAUGGUGCAGUUCCAGACGCUUUGGCAGUUGGUGCAAGGCCUGAUGCACAGCCUAACCACCCUGUUAUGGACUUUUCUGCUGAUCAUGAUUCUGAUGUACAUGUUCGCCAUCCUCGGUAUGGAGGUCAUCACCAUUGACACAAGCCCAGGGGCAGAGGCCUACAACGCUGUCGCUGCUGCCAACUUCCGCUCCUUUCAGGAUGCCAUCCUCACGCUGCUCCAGAUCUUUAGCCUGGACAGCAUCGGUUCCAUCUAUCGGCCCUUGGUCAACCACCGAAUGUUCUUGUUCUUCUAUUUCAUCAUCGCCAUCCUGGUGCUGGCCAUCGCGCUGCUGAACUUGGUCACCGCUGUCAUGGUGAACACAUCCUUGGACCAAGCGUCCCAGGACAAGGAGGCAAAGAAAGCCUGGGAGGCGGCGAAGCGAAAGAAGGAGGUGGAGCAACUGAAGCGCCUCUUUGCGGAGUUCGAUGAGGACGGCUCCGGAGAGCUCACGCUCGAAGAGCUGGAGUCUGCUCCCGAGGAGCUCCUUGGGGACCUCAAGGAGAUCAGCGGCAUCGACGAUGUGGAGGAGCUCUUCAACCUCUUGGACUACGAUGGCGGUGGCGCCAUUGACACCAACGAGUUCUGUGACGGGAUCCUGAAGGUGGCCGGUGACUCACGGAACAGCGUGGAGAUGGGUCGGCUGAUGAAGCAGUGCAAUGAGAUCCUGUCCAACACCAACUCCCUGAUGGAAUCGAUCAAGGUUCCAGAGGAAAGUUCGAAGGGUCGCGGACCUCGCGGAUCUCGCUUCACGCUGGACGACAGGCAAGGGCCUGGGCUCACCGAGCGCGUGGUGAAGCUCGAGAACGAGGUGUGUCGUGUUUGUGAGCCUCAGAAGGACGGAGCAGUCUUGAAUAUCUGCUCCUGUCCCCUGUUCCGGCGACAUCCGUCAGCGAGCCCCGACCCGAAGAAGUACAUCCCUCCCGUGUCGCUGGCGCGGCGCGUGGCGCAGGAGAGGAUGGAGAGGAGCUCGUCGGCAGCGGUGGGCCAUCAGAUCCGCUUUGACUCCAACCUCUCGGAGAAGACGCGCAUCCUGUUCGUAACUGAAGGGAUCCUGCUGCGCCGCUUGGAAUCCGAUCCGGAGGUCUCCGAUUUCGAUGUCAUCAUCGUCGACGAGGUUCACGAGCGACACCUGGUGGUGGACUUCGUCCUGGGCAUCCUCCAUGAGGUGGCCCGACAUCGGCGGCCAGACUUGAAGCUUGUGCUGAUGUCUGCGACGCUGCAGAAGGAUCUCUUCAUCCGGUACUUCGACCUGCCAGAGUCCGCGGUGGUUGACAUCCCAGGCCGGAUGUACCGCGUGGAAGUGGAGCAUCUGCCGCAGAAGGACGAGCCUCUCACCAUCCGCACCGACGUGGUGCAAAGAGGCAAGAAGGGAAAGACUCAGUUCGACUGCGAGCCGUUCCUCCAAGUGCUGCGACGCAUCGAGGGCUCCUUGAGAGACGAUGAGAGGGGAGACGUGCUGAUCUUCGUUCCUGGCGCCUACGAGAUCGAGGCCCUCGUGGGCGCGGUGUCUGAGAUGGCCGCACGCACGCGGAGGUGGCUACCACUGCCGCUGCACUCACAGAUGCCGGUGGAGUCACAGGACAAAGUCUUCGGAAUCGCACCGCAAGGCGUGCGGAAGGUGGUCAUCGCCACGAACAUCGCGGAGACGUCCGUCACGAUCGACGGGGUCCGCUUUGUCAUCGACAGCGGCAAGAUGCGAGGCUUGGACGUCGACGCAGCGUCGGCCGUGCGGCACCUCUCCGAACGCUGGGUCUCUCAGGCGGCAGCCGAUCAGAGGAAAGGCCGCGCCGGUCGAACGGGACCCGGGCGGUGCUACCGGCUCUUCUCCGAGAGGCUCUUCGGCGAGCUGGAGCGCUACACACAGCCUGAGGUGCACCGCGCAGCCCUGGAGGGGCCGCUGCUGCAAGUGAUGGCCCUGGGCAUGGACUUGCACCGCUUCCGCCUGCCGGAGUCUCCUCGAGCUGAGGCGGUCGCGGCGGCACUUCAGCGGCUGCUGCUCAUGCGCGCAGCCAUUCCCCUCGACUGGCAGGCCCUCGGCAUGGCGCCGCCGCAGGCGCGUGAGGGCGCGGCACUGGUGGCUGCCGACGCGCCGGAGUCCAGGGCCGGGGGCUGGCUCUCCGGCUUCGGCCUGCAGCAGACAGAGGCGACCCUGAGCGCGCUGGGCCUGGACGCCUUCUCCUCGACGCCGCAGCACUUGCUUGCGCUCACGCCUCUAGGGCGCGUGCUCUCCCGGAUGCCUCUGGACGUGGGCAUCGGCAAGAUGCUGCUCCUGUCGCUCGUCUUCCAGGUGCAGGGCAGCGCUGUGGUUCUUGCGUCCGCAGUGGGCUUGCACUCGCCCCGGCUGCAGAAGCAUGGCGAGCGGGGAGGCGGCCGCUGCAAGUUCGACCACAAGCGCGGAGACCUUUUCACCACGCUGAGGGUGUAUCAGACCUGGCUCCACGAGCGCUCCCGACGUGAGGGUGGUAGCGACUCCCGCUCCAGGAAAUGGUGCCGGGAGCAUGGCCUGGACGAGCGGCUGCUUUUCGAGUUGAACAAGAUGAACGUGCAGCUCUGUGAGAUCCUCCGUGAUGGCGUGGGUCGUGUGGAGGGCAGCGGCCGCAAGAUAGGGUCGCUGAUGCGAAAGAAGCGGAUCAGCGACCUCGAGGAGCGCAUGGGUGGUGCGAAGUUGUCGAGCGAAGAUCGCGAGGCACUGAAAGCCGAGCUGGAGGAGCUGAAGCUGAAAGAGACCACGCGCGAGCAGCGGCGUCUGACCUUUGAAGACGGCGAAGGCGUCCUGGCCGAAGACGAGCGGGGGCUCGGCUACGCGAGGAACGAUCGCGACUUCUUCGGCAGCGACGACGACGUGGCCAACGCGAGCGGAGGCGAAGGCAACUUCAAUCGCGAGUUGAACCGACGGCCCCGCAAAAGGCAGAAGACGCGGGCGCAGCCGUCCAAGGUGCGGCUGCCCCAAAACGACAGCCUCGCCGAGAAGAUGCGGCGCAGGAACAUCGAGUUUGAGCUGAGGUAUGGGAGCCAUCGCCACACGACCAAAGCUCUUGAAUCCUUGAGCCGGGAGCAGGAGGAGCUCCUCCAGUUGGUCGUCGCCUGCGCGCUGUACCCAAACAUCGCGCUGCCGGGGGAGAACAACAGCGAGAGGUGCGCGGCCGAAUGCGUCUUCCACACACAGCAGGUCCCUUUCGUGAACCUGCAUCCCUAG